GAGACAAGUUCUCUAACAAAAUUGACCUCAACGAAAAAAAAAUAAUGUUGCAAUGGUUAGAAGUCAAAACCCUACAGACCCCUUCAGAAAGUGAUAAAAUUUAAUACAAUUUUCUGGUACUUAUUCUUGACAAAAUAAAUGUCUGGAAUAAUAAACAAUAAUUUAGAGUAAAAUGACGAAACAAACGUACUUUUGUCUUAUUUGUGCUAUCUCCAUAAAAUGUAUAUUUUUUGAAGUGCAUUAUAUCUUUAUAAGUAGAUAGUUCUUGAUAAAUAUAUAAUCAGCUGAAAAAAUGUUAGUAACCCUAGUGGCGGCGCGGGGCAGUGCGACGCUAGGGAACAGCAUUUUGGAAACAGACGAGGCCUGUUAGGCAGUAGGUAAUAUAUUCAAAUUGACGUAACAAGUGCUAAUAGUAAAGUGGGUGGACAAAAUCGUAAGAAAUUGAUCCAAAAAGCGAAGAAGACAAAAAAAAAUUAAGUGGUUACAAUAUUAUUAUUUUGACGAGAAAGGAAAGAGCAAACGGCCUAAUUAACGAAACGUAAGAGAUGUCAGCUGACAGCAUAGAAAUUAUUAUAGGCCGCUUCGGGAAAUAUCAAACAUGGAUCUGGUUUUUAAUAGCAGUAGGUCGAGCUCCCACAGAUUAUCAACUCACUAAUGUCGUGUUUCUUGUACCAAGUGUUGAUUAUGUCUGUAUGGAUGAAGGAGCAUACAAUUCAACCAAUCAUUGCCCUUGUGAUAAUCCAGUAUACGACCAAAGUUCUAUCGUAAAUUCUGUGACGUCGACAUGGAAUCUUAUAUGCGAAAAGAGCCAUUUGGGAAGUUUAGCACAAUCUAUGCUACAAAUUGGGAUUUUAGGGGGCAGUUUGUUCUACGGUCAUAUUUCGGACAGGUACGGCCGUCGAAUCGCUUGUACACUGGCACUUUUCUCGGAAGUUCUAUUUGUAGCUCUAUCCGCUGCAGCAUCAAAAUUGUGGAUUUUCAUUGUGCUGCGUUUUUUCAUUGGCACAGCCGUUGGAGGAACCAUGCUCUGUUGUUUCGUGAUUCUUGUAGAGCUCAGUGGGAAAUCCUUUAGGCCAUUCAUUACAUCCCUUAGUGAAGUAUCCUAUCUCAUUUCUUAUUUCACACUACCAAUAAUAGCAUAUUUUCUACGAGACUGGAGACAACUACAAAUGGCAACAUCGUUACCAUGGAUAUUUGUAGUAUUUUACUAUUAUCUAAUACCUGAAUCGCCUAGGUGGUUGAUCACAAGAGGUAAAAUGGAAGAAGCUAUUGAAACUUUAACACGCAUAGCACGCAGAAAUGGUCGUCCAACUGACAAUAUACGAGACAUAGUAGAAAAAAUUCAUGAAGAAACCGCUAUUUGCAGUGGACAAGAAUAUGGAUCUUAUUUAAAUCUGUUUAAAACCCCAAAAAUGAGAUUAUACACAUUAUUAUUAGCCUUUGUAUGGUUGUGCUGUGCACAUACUUUUUUUGGUAUAAAUCAGUAUAUAGGUCGGCUGCAAGGAAACCUUUAUCUAAAUGUUAUGCUUUCAGCUGCAAGUCUUGCACCUGGCCUUUUUCUAAUCGUAGUAGCUUGUGUAUAUCUUAAAAGGAGAGUAACCAUCGUAACAAGCUUUGUUUUAGCUGGAGUAUCUUUACUUAUAUUAAUGUUUACACCAACCCGUAUGAAAUCUUUACAAUUGGCAUUUGCUAUAAUUGGACAAAUAGGCGCUUAUACCGCCUUUUGCCAGAUUUUUCUUUACUGUACUGAAAUAUUUCCAACUGUUAUCAGAAACUCAGCGAUGGGUUUCGCUUCGGUGUUUGCUAGGUUUGGAGGGUUAAUUGCACCAUUUGUUGUUAAUAUUGGCGUUGAAUGGAUAUCUAUAAUGAUAUUCAGCUCGUUAGCUUUAAUAGCGGCAUCCUUAUUUUACUUCUUACCGGAAACAAAAGAUGUUGUACUACCAAACACAAUUGGGCAAACAGAGAAAUCAAGAAGUGAGACGUGAAAAGGACUUAAUGAACCUCCCUAAAUUUUGAUAGGUAGAUAUAAUACGAGAAUAGGUAAAAAUAUUGUGUGUACAGUGUACACUGUAAAUAAUAAUUAUUAAGAACGCCUAGUACAACGUAAAAAUAAAUUGUUAUAAAGCCGUAGAAUAUUAGGUAUCUCUGUUGUUGUUACGUUAAUGCAAUUUUGCCAUGCAUUUAAAACACUAUUUAAACUACUGUUUAGUGAGUGCUUAAUCAUUUUAGAAACUUCAGCCCAAAAGAAUCACUCACAAAGUAAUCAAAAUCAAAUCAAAUCAAAAUUA
Maniola jurtina (meadow brown) is the source of this 2288-nucleotide messenger RNA. RefSeq names its product organic cation transporter protein-like. The transcript is spliced from 4 exons. Bases 546 to 1985 code for a protein of 479 amino acids. Lineage: Eukaryota; Metazoa; Arthropoda; Insecta; Lepidoptera; Nymphalidae. Gene Ontology annotation, molecular function: transmembrane transporter activity. Gene Ontology annotation, cellular component: membrane. The record is from RefSeq and is a predicted model, not a curated record. Gene Ontology annotation, biological process: transmembrane transport.